This is a messenger RNA of Rangifer tarandus platyrhynchus (Svalbard reindeer), 2805 nucleotides long. NCBI's taxonomy places the organism in Eukaryota, Metazoa, Chordata, Mammalia, Artiodactyla, Cervidae. The record is from the annotation of a GenBank genome assembly.
AUGAGAAGACAUGAAACAGGAGCUCCAGAGGAAGCACCUUGGAUAGUAAGAUCCAAACUAAAAUUGAGGAUUUCCAAGUUUACAGGAUGGCUAAACAUUAAUGGAAAGAGAAGUGUAAACCUAUCUUCUUUCACUAUGGAGGCAAGUUUGGCAGAUGGAGAACCUGACCGAACUUUGCUUCUUGGUGAUAGCAAAGAUGUCCUUGGGCCAUCAACUGUGGUAGCAAACAGUGACGAUACUCAGCACCUGACGCCAGGAAAGAUGAGUCAGCGCCAGGGGAGAGAGGCUUUCCCAGCGCCAGCCAAAGAUCUGUACCAGCCACCUUUCAGUCCGGCAAGUCCUCACACCCCGGGUUUUGAAAGAGGAAAGGAAGACAUUUCUCAAAAUAGAGAUGACUCUUCACUUUCUAUGUCAAAGAGCAAGUCUGAAUCUAAACUUUAUAAUGGCUCAGAGAAAGACAGUUCAGCUUCAAGCAAGCUUACAAAAAAGGAAUCUCUCAAGGUACAAAAGAAGAAUUACCGAGAAGAAAAGAAAAGAGCCACAAAGGAGUUGCUCAGUACAAUCACAGAUCCCUCUGUUAUUGUUAUGGCUGAUUGGUUGAAGAUUCGUGGUACCUUAAAGAGCUGGACCAAAUUGUGGUGUGUGUUGAAACCCGGUGUGCUACUGAUCUAUAAAACCCAGAAAAAUGGUCAGUGGGUAGGAACAGUCCUUCUGAAUGCCUGUGAGAUCAUUGAACGUCCAUCAAAAAAGGAUGGCUUUUGUUUUAAACUUUUCCAUCCUUUGGAGCAGUCUAUUUGGGCAGUGAAGGGUCCAAAAGGUGAAGCAGUUGGAUCCAUAACUCAGCCCUUACCUAGCAGUUAUUUGAUCAUCCGAGCCACUUCAGAGUCAGACGGAAGGUGCUGGAUGGAUGCUUUGGAGUUGGCUUUGAAAUGUUCUAGUCUUCUUAAACGGACAAUGAUCAGGGAAGGAAAAGAACAUGACCUGAGCAUCUCAUCAGAGAGCACACAUGUGACUUUGUAUGGCUUAUUACGUGCUAAUAAUCUCCACAGUGGUGACAAUUUCCAGUUAAAUGAUAGUGAAAUUGAACGACAGCAUUUUAAGGACCAAGAUAUGUAUUCUGAUAAAUCUGAUAAAGAAAAUGAUCAAGAGCAUGAUGAGUCUGACAACGAGGUGAUGGGGAAAAGUGAAGAAAGCGACACAGACACGUCAGAAAGGCAAGAUGACUCGUAUAUUGAGCCUGAGCCUGUUGAGGCCCUGAAGGAGACCACCUACACUGAGCAGGGCCAUGAAGAACUCGGAGAGGCAGGGGAGGCGUCUCAAACAGAAACUGUGUCUGAAGAAAACAAAAGCCUCAUCUGGACUUUGCUGAAACAAGUUCGUCCUGGCAUGGAUCUGUCCAGGGUGGUUCUGCCUACAUUUAUUUUGGAACCCCGUUCUUUCCUGGAUAAACUUUCAGAUUACUACUAUCAUGCAGAUUUCCUGUCUGAGGCUGCUCUUGAAGAAAAUCCUUAUUUCCGUUUGAAGAAAGUAGUGAAAUGGUAUUUGUCAGGAUUCUAUAAAAAGCCAAAGGGACUGAAGAAACCUUAUAAUCCUAUACUUGGUGAGACUUUCCGUUGUUUGUGGAUUCAUCCCAGAACAAACAGCAAAACUUUUUAUAUUGCUGAACAGGUGUCGCAUCAUCCACCAAUAUCUGCCUUUUAUGUCAGUAACCGAAAAGACGGAUUUUGCCUUAGUGGUAGUAUCCUGGCUAAGUCCAAGUUCUAUGGAAACUCAUUAUCUGCAAUAUUAGAAGGAGAAGCACGGUUAACUUUCUUGAAUAGAGGUGAAGAUUAUGUAAUGACGAUGCCAUAUGCUCAUUGUAAAGGAAUUCUUUAUGGCACAAUGACCCUGGAGCUUGGUGGAACAGUCAGUAUUACAUGUCAAAAAACUGGGUACAGUGCAGUACUUGAAUUCAAACUAAAGCCAUUUCUAGGUAGUAGUGAUUGUGUUAAUCAAAUAUCAGGUAAACUAAAACUGGGAAAAGAAGUACUAGCUACUUUGGAAGGACACUGGGAUAGUGAAGUUUUUAUUACUGACAAAAAGACUGAUAAUUCAGAGGUUUUCUGGAAUCCAACACCAGACAUUAAGCAGUGGAGAUUAAUAAGGCACACUGUGAAAUUUGAAGAGCAGGGAGAUUUUGAAUCAGAGAAACUCUGGCAGCGGGUAACUCGAGCCAUAAAUGCCAAAGACCAAACAGAAGCUACUCAAGAAAAGUAUGUUUUAGAAGAAGCUCAAAGACAAGGUGCCAGAGAGCGGAAAACAAAAAAUGAAGAGUGGACUUGCAAGUUAUUUGAACUUGACUCACUUACAGGAGAAUGGCAUUACAAGUUUGCAGAUACUCGACCAUGGGACCCACUGAACGAUAUGAUACAGUAUGAAAAAGACGGUGUUAUCCAGACCAAAGUGAGGCAUCGCACUCCAAUGGUGAGUGUCCCCAAAAUGAAACAUAAGCCAGCCAGGCAACAGAAGAAAGUGGCAAAAGGCUAUUCCUCUCCGGAGCCUGAUGUCCAGGACUCAUCUGGGAGUGAAGCUCAAUCAGUAAAACCAAGUUCAAGAAGAAAGAAAGGGAUAGAACUGGGAGACAUUCAAACUUCAAUUGAAUCUAUUAAACAAACACAGGAAGAAAUUAAAAGAAAUAUUAUGGCUCUUCGAAAUCAUUUAAUUUCAAGCACUCCUGCCACGGAUUAUUUUCUUCAACAAAAAGACUACAUCAUCAUUUUUCUCCUGAUUUUGCUUCAAGUGAUAAUAAACUUCAUGUUUAAGUAG